AUGUUAUCCAACCAUCCCAAGAAUUUAAAUAUUAACAAUUUAUCUGAUAUAGAUAAAGAAAAGAUGAAAGAAGAUAUAAAUAAAGAGAAGUACAAAGAGCAACUGGUUGGAGAACAAUUUGAAAAGGAGAAAAAUUAUAUUCAAGUCUACAACAAAUUUUGGCCUUUUCGUGUUCUUAAAAUUACAAAUUUGAUUUUGUUGUUUAUUUUGGCUGUUGGAUCAUGGUUUUGUAUUUCUUACACUAUUGAUUGGUCAAAAUAUUGGACUACAGUUUUGUAUGAGGAACCUUAUCACAUGGAAGGGGGAUAUGCGUUCAGCCGAAUAAUUUUAUUUAUUUUCGCUUUUUGUUCUUUAAUAGCUCAUCAUUUUGUCAAGUAUAAUACAUUUUUGGCUGGGGUAUUUUCAUUAAUGGAUAUUUGUUUCUAUGCAUUAACCAUUCCAAUUUUAAUUAUUGCAAGUAUAAUUUUCUCGAUAAAAUGUUUGGCUGAAUAUCGUUGGUUUGGCCCAAAACUUGCAAAUUUCAAUUAUACCUUUGAGGGUUAUGCUGAUCUAACUGAAAUAGAAUCUUAUUAUUUGAAUUCCUACAGCAACGAUUAUUUAUUGGAUAGAAUUGCUGAUCGAAAAAAACAAUUAUUUGUAAAUUUGUUACUCGAUCCAAUUUGUUUGGUUUUGGCCUCUUUUGCAAUUCUUGUCAACUUGUUACUAAUUUUUAAUCUUUAUAAAAAGAUGCGGAAAUCACAAUUUUGGGCAGCUGGCUUAAAUAAUUAUAAAACAAAAUUUCCAAAUUGUUCAUUGAUCGAAAAAAUAUAUUCUCAUCAUUAUCCUUUUGGAAUGUUAAAAACUUCACAAUGGUUACUACAAACACUUCUUUUAUUUUCUGCAAUGUAUUUUCCGUACUUUGAACUUCAUUAUAUAUCAGUUGGUUGUUUUUUUAUACCAGCAAUUGUUAGUUUUAUUCACUGGCUUUUGUAUUAUUGCACAGUUCAUGGAAGUCAAAAUAAUAAUCCAAAACCAAUUAAUUUGUCUUCUCUUUUCUUUACUGUUUGUUUCUUUUUAAAUUAAUUAGUAUAUAUCAGUUUUUAAAAGAAUUUGAAUAAAUCACAUUCAGAAAUAGGGUUUUAAGUAGAGAGUGGUACGGGAUCGGAACCUGUUCCCGAUACCGGCUUCAUGGACCGGGAAAAAUUCUAGCAGCUAAUUGUAGAUAUUCUAUUUUUGCUUGGUUUUUUGAUUUUUGACUUAAUUGAAACGGAGAAAUUUGUAGGUAAAAUUGAGAGAAAUUAGUGUAUAGUGC
Molecule: messenger RNA, 1291 nt
Organism: Meloidogyne enterolobii
Lineage: Eukaryota; Metazoa; Nematoda; Chromadorea; Rhabditida; Meloidogynidae
Source: the annotation of a GenBank genome assembly